Enhydra lutris kenyoni (northern sea otter) is the source of this 695-nucleotide messenger RNA. RefSeq names its product Jupiter microtubule associated homolog 1. Gene Ontology annotation, cellular component: nucleus. The transcript has 5 exons. The record is from RefSeq and is a predicted model, not a curated record. Bases 110 to 574 code for a protein of 154 amino acids. Lineage: Eukaryota; Metazoa; Chordata; Mammalia; Carnivora; Mustelidae.
GGCUCCUGCAGCGGUCGCUGGCGGUGGGGUGGGGAGCAAUUCUGCGCCCCUCGGACCCGACCCUUUCAGCGCUCUGCUCCCGCUUCAGCCUACCUCGCUCCUCGGCACCAUGACCACCACCACCACCUUCAAGGGAGUCGAUCCCAACAGCAGGAAUAGCUCCCGGGUUUUGCGGCCUCCAGGCGGUGGAUCCAAUUUUUCAUUAGGCUUCGAUGAACCAACAGAACAGCCUGUGAGGAGGAACAAAAUGGCAUCUAGCAUCUUUGGGACACCUGAGGAAAAUCCUCCUUCAUGGGCCAAGUCGGCAGGUGCCAAGUCUAGUGGUGGCCGACAGGAUUCUGAGUCAUCUGGACCCCAGAGAAGGAACUCUUCUGAAGCGAACGCUGGAGACUUCUUAGAUCUGAAGGGAGAAGGCGACAUUCAUGAAAACGUGGACACAGACUUGCAGGCCAGCCUGGGGCAGAGUGAGGAGAAGCCUGUGCCCGCUGCCCCUGUGCCCAGCCCAGUGGCUCCGGCCCCAGUGCCGUCCCGAAGAAAUCCCCCCGGCGGCAAGUCCAGCCUCGUCCUGGGUUAGCUCCGAUUCUCUUGAACUCUGUCGUUUUGUUUGUUUUUGUUUCCUCCAUGCUUGUGAACUGCACAACUUGAGCCUGACUGUACAUCUUUUGGAUUUGUUUCAUUAAAAAAGAAGCACUUUA